Molecule: messenger RNA, 5551 nt
Organism: Hemibagrus wyckioides
Lineage: Eukaryota; Metazoa; Chordata; Actinopteri; Siluriformes; Bagridae
Gene: tfr1b
Product: transferrin receptor 1b
Exons: 19
Coding region: 110-2488 (792 amino acids)
Biological process (GO): iron ion transport; intracellular iron ion homeostasis
Cellular component (GO): external side of plasma membrane
Source: RefSeq, a predicted model, not a curated record
UGUGAAUGACUCCUAGAUUCGACUCUUUGAUUUGAUUCGAAACACCGCGUGUUCGGUGGAAGACCAGCAUCUGCUUCCUGAUUAAUAUUAAAAACAGAUUAAAAGAUCCAUGAUGGCAGGAUGCAUCAAUCAAGCCAAUGUCAAGUUCUCUAACAUGUUCCGUACAGGAAGUGGCGUGUACAGAGAUCUGAACCAGGAUCAGGAUCAGGAUCAGGAUCAGAUUGUUGACGGUCACGAGAUCUCUGUGGAGCUGAAGUCCUCGGCCGACGGAGAUGAGGAAGUGGCCAGAUCUUUCGCUCAGACUCUGCAGAAAUCAAACGGCAGGAAGUGGAGCAACGUGGUGAAGAUUACUGUCCUCGUUAUCUUUAUCUUUAUCGCUGGGUACCUUGUCGGUUAUGUGACGAACCGUAAGCCUGGUGUCAGCGUGAACACUACGGUCUCUACGAUGCCGCUGCCGGCGAUUUCGAGCCACGUUACUGAGGACGCCGAAAACAAGGACGAGGAGGCGGAGUCUAAGCAAGAAGUCUACGAACCCGCUCAGCUCUUUGCGGACUGGAGCAGCGUCACGGUGGCCCUGAGGGAGAAUCUCACUACUAAAGCCCUGGACAAAACCUUGCAAGAGUUUUCCUCUGAUGACCAUCAGGCUGGCAGUGCUGGUGAUUACACACUGGGCCAGAAGGUACUGGAGAAGUUCAGGAGUUUUGGGAUGGAGCUGUGGAGGGACGUGCACUACGUGAAGCUGCAGGUGCCAUCAGGGGAGAACAAGGUGCUGAUGGGAUCUGAGGAGAUCGGAAGCCCAAAGGGGUAUUUAGCCUACAGCGCAACAGGAACCAAACAGGGAAAGGUGGUGUAUGCUAACUAUGGCCGAAAAGAAGAUCUGGAGAACCUUAAGAACCAAGGAUUGGACCUGAAGGAGAAGAUCGCUCUGAUCAGAGCUGGAAAUCUCAGCCUGGCAGAGAAGGUAGCGAAUGCGGCCCGGUUCGGAUUAGCUGCGGUUCUGAUUUAUCAGGAGCCGAAAAACGAGGAAGAAGUCAACACUGAGCUCUACGGCCAGGUUCAUCUCGGAACAGGAGAUCCUUACACCCCGGGGUUUCCUUCCUUCAACCACACCCAGUUCCCUCCUUCUGAAUCCUCAGGUCUUCCUAAGAUCCUGGCUCAGACCAUCACUGCAGAAAUGGCCUGCAAAAUCCACAUGAAGAUGGGAGGAAAGGAUGCACCUACAGAUUUCACUGGACUGCUGCCAGGCAUCGGUAAAUACAGUCUGGGAGGAGAGAUGGACGUCACUGUGACGGUUAAGAGCGCCCUCGCCGACACGGAGAUUUUGAACGCCUUUGGAGUCAUUAAGGGCUUCAUCGAUCCAGAUCGCUACGUGGUGCUCGGCGCUCAGAGAGAUGCGUUCGGCCAGGGAUUCGCCAAGUCCACCGUCGGCACGUCACUGCUGGUGGAGCUCGCCAGGGCCAUCACCAACAUGGUGAAAGGUGGUUUUAGGCCGAGGAGGAGCAUCGUGUUCGCCAGCUGGAGUGCCGGAGAUUUCGGUAGCGUGGGUGCUACAGAGUGGCUGGAGGGUUAUCUCUCCUCACUGAACCUCCGAGCCUUCACCUACAUCAGCCUGGACGCCACUGUGUCCGGUGUAAAGCAGUUCAAAGCCUCCUCCAGUCCACUGUUACAGAAACUCCUGAAGAACACAAUGGAUGAGGUCAAGAGUCCUCAAAACAUGAACUUCACCAUCUCACAGGCCUUUGCUUCCUCAGUCUGGACCAAAUCAGUUCUGGAGCCCAUGAAGAUGGAGGACGGAGCCUAUCCUUUUCUGGCCUUCUCUGGAAUUCCCUCCAUCUCCUUCCGCUUCGUCUCAGACAGAAUUGCUUCAGACUAUCCGUAUUUUGGAACAUCUCUGGACACCAGAAAAAGUCUUUACCAGGCCACCGAGGGGAAGCUGCUGGACGUCGCCGUGUCCGCGGCUCAGAUGGCGGGACAGAUGGCGCUGCGGCUGGUCCACGAUCACAUCCUCAAUCUGGACGUUAGCGAAUACAAGCGUGUCCUUAUGAAAAACAUCAACAAGAUCACCGGACAGAUCAGAAAUGUUAAAACACUCAGUGCCAAUUCGUCCUCAGUCCUGGAAAACAAGUGGCUGUUCUCUGCGGUUGGUUCCUACUCUCGCGCCGUUUUAGAUCUGAACAAUGAAAUAACCAACAGUGACCUGGACGUCGCAGAGACGUGCCGCAACAUCAACGACCGCAUCAUGAGGGUGGAGCACAACCUCCUGUCUCCGUACGUCUCCCCGAGAGACGUCCCGUUCCGUCACAUCAUCUUCGGUUCCGGCGAUUACAGCGUCAGCACGCUGCUCCAGCACCUCGCUGACCUCAAACAGCAGGCCGAGGGUUCUGACGCCGAUCUCUUCCGGAACCAGUUUGCACUCAUCACCUGGACCAUCCAGAGCUGCGCCAACGACCUAGCAGGAGACAUCUGGACUCUGGAAAACCUCAUCUGAUCCCCAGAGGCUCAGCGCCAGACCCGGUCCGAUCCAACAGCACAUUUAAAUCUCAGUAACGAUCAACCGGUACAUUUAAUAAAAACUCCUCCCCCACAUCAUUAUUACAGUUUUGGCUAAUAAUCUAAUGCUAACGUUAUUCAUCAGAUUAUCACCCCACAUGUGCAUGCGAGUUUAAUGGAUAAUCAUUUAGUGCUGGGUGAAAAGAUACGACAGCAAAAUUACGAUAAAAAUCCCAACGAUUACCUCAUCCAUACUGCAGAGUCUAUCAUCAGCUGCUUUUACAUCACACUGAAACAAGCAAAAAGAUCCAACCUGAUCUACGAAUUAUACUUUUCUUAUUUUUAUAUUGUGAUUUUGUUUUGUUUGGUUGGUUUUUUUGUUUUUUUACUGUUUAGGAUGUUUAUUCUGCGUGAUUAUUCUGAACGUAUUGCAGUAUAUUUGUCGUCGUAUCGCCCGGCUUUAACAUCACUUAUUUAUUUAGGUUAUUACUGAAUCCUGCUGAAGUCGUAUGAUAACAAGCUCAUCGUUUUGGAUAAUCCGAUCAUUUAAUACUCGGCAGGAAUUCGGGUGAAUCAGGUGAAUAUAUCCUGCUGAAGCACACGGUUCGGAACACGUGCACUCGUUUCUCAGGUUCUGACUUGGUGUGUGGUUUUGAUCUAACCCUCAGCAUCGUCUCAACUUGCCUCGUGUCCAGACGGGUCAGAAUUAGAAGCUAAUCGGAUAUUUAAUUCUGCUUCAUUCACUUGCACUUAAUCGAGAUUCCAAUCUAAAUCCCUGGCAGGGAAAAAUGCUGCUUUUGGAUCAUCUGGUUUAUUUUUUUGACCUGUUUUUGCACGAAGAGAAAUGUGUUUGUCCGUUAUUAUUUAUUUAUCAGUGACAGUGUUCACUAUAAAUGUGUGUUUUGUACUGUUUUUUUUUUUUUUUUUUUUACAUUAUCGGAAGCAGUGUCUUCCAUAAUAGCGACGGUUAUACUGUCAGUUUAUUAAAGCAGCAUCUGCUCUGAGGAAUACAUCUUACCCGACAAGCCGUCAGCAGAAAUCGGCACGCUCGCGCCUGAUCCAAACCCCUGGAGGAACUCGGCUGCAGUUAAAAUGUUUAGUAAAAGUUUAAUGGUCAAAAUAUUCAGACAUUUGGUGAUGCAUAACAAAUUUAUUACAAAAUUUCAGUGGAAAGAGUCGAGGAGUGUUGCUGAUCUAACAAACUUUCAGCCGCUCUCUCUCUCUUGAGAUAUCGCUCAAACUCUCAAAUUCUCAGACCGGAGCAUCAACACGACUCCACAACAAACUGUAAUGAUGACCAUCAUGCUGCCGUGAGAAUGACCACAUCACCGCCUUGAUUUAGCGAUGGUGGCCGUCACAGCCGAAGGUGUGGCGAUUUCUGUGACGAAGCUUGUUUUUUGGUUUAUUUUGGAACGUAUUUCUCAUUCUGAAACAUUAUCGGGAGCAGUGUCUUCCAUAAUGCACUGUGUUGAAGGUAGUUUUUGUCUACCGGUGUGUAUUUAUCGGGGGCAGUGUCCCUCAUAUUUCACUGUAGGGUGGAGUCAAUUAUCGGGAACAGUGUUUCCCAUAGUUUUUUACAUAUUUAUGUUCUGUAUUUGUGGGACUUCUUUUUCUUCUGUUAUUGGGCUUUGUGUGUGUGUGUGUGUGUGUGUGUGUGUGUGUGUGUGUGUGUGUGUGUGUGUGUGUGUGUGUGUGAGUGAAUCUCAGAGUUUCUCCUGUGGCACUUUUUCACUAGAUCAUUUUCAAACUAAAUGCAAAGAAUGUUAUUGAAUCGAAUCAAAUCCAAGAAGAACGAACUGAUUAACAUUUCAAACCUUUACAGUUCGGACACAAGUGACCACUAGGAGAAACGUCUACAUGGAUAUUUACGUUUAGUGGCUGUGGCUUUUUAGUUUCUAAGCUUUAGCUUACUGAAGUUUAAGUGUGCUUUCACACCCUGUUAAUCCGUGAGUCGAGUCUGAAUCAGAGUGAAAUUGAUUCUUGAUUUCUUUUCAAUUUGUUUUCAUACUAAACAUCGUUCAAUGAAUAAAAAAAAUCAUUGUCCCCAGAUGUACGUUAGGCUGAAAGCUUGAUAAACUCCCCUGAGCAUGAUGAUGACGAGGAGAUAAUGAAAUAAAUGACUAGUGUAAGAUAUUUUGAAUGGAUUUCCUGCAGAUCUCCAGAGCAGGUUUCUGCAGUCCUACAGCUCUGUCCUGUUCUGUUUCACUGCUCACAAAAAUCUACAAAAACCCAGCUCAGAACACAUGGCAGGAUUGAUUCACUUCCUGCUGCUGAGUCGAUUCAGAGUCAAAUCACUUUUGAAUCACUGCAGUAGAGUUGAGAUGGAGAACACGAACUGCUGCAGAUGUGAAAGCACACUUUAUCUAGAACUUCAUUUCAGUGACUGUAGAAGAAAGCUUCAGAAACAUUUCUGUUCUGCUUUAUGGAUUUCAGCUGGAUCUUUCAGGAAGAACUGAAUCUCUUACUGAAUAUCUCUUUAUCUCUCUCUUCUACUCGCACUCUCUCUCGCUCUCUCUCUGUCCCUGUCUCUAUCUCUCACUCCCCCCCCCCUUGCUCUCUCACUCGCUCUCUCACACACCCCCCCCUCUCUCUCUCACGCUCUCCCUCACUCUCACUCAUUGGCUCUUGCUCUCUCUCUCUCGCUCUCUAUCUUUCUUCAGAUCAGUACUAAGGAACGUUUUUUGAGUUUAUUUGCAUGCAUUGGGAAAUUCAUGUUGGAGUGGUCAGUCGUCUCUUCACACUGUUAAUAAAACACACUGACUUCCAGAAAGGACAGAAAUGAUGAAAUGUUGCACUUCUUUGCUUAUUGAUGUUAAAAUCCAACAUCUUAGUGUAAGGUCAGAAGUGAGAUGAGUAAAGGAGUCUCCGGUCAGUGAGCCGUUAGGAAGUGUGUGUGUUCUGCUCGAAAGGUUGUAGAGCUUUACAGAGAACCCUGAGGGGUUUUGUCCGAGGCUCGGUCACUGCAGGCUAAUGACUGCAUCAAGCUUGUGGAUGAAUUUCAAAUGUUUUGGUCUGAUUUUUUUGAAUGUUUUUUUUCCGUCCAAUAAACUUCUUAUGCUUA